AUUUUCUGGAGAAAGAAGCCUUGGGUGGGAGGGUUUAGGUUACUCGAACCCGUCUGGCUGUGGGCUUGGACUUGUAGGGCUGCCUGCAAUAUCGUUUUGUAUCUCUCUUGACCCAGACUGGUGAUUCUUACUCGAGCCCCGAUCUGUCUGUCUUUAUUGGGGAGGUGAUUUGUUGUCGACGCUGUUUGCUACUGCGCUCGUCGACUGCAGCGAAAGCUUCAUUCAGCCGUCAGCACACCACAGCCUUGAUCGUGCACAAUGAGAGCGUCGGCAUCUCUGCGAAGCCUGCGACUCAGGCAGGCCAGGACACAGAUUUCGAGCGCAAGGAGUCGCUACUUCUCGUCAUCAUGUCGUCGCUGGGCCUCGUCCUUGUCGGACGAUGCGGCCGAAUAUGAGGGACUCAACCGAGUGUCACGGAUUGUGACGCAGCCGAAAUCGCAGGGAGCGUCGCAGGCCAUGUUAUACGCGGUCGGGCUAAAUGAGGCGGACAUGAACAAGGCGCAGGUGGGGAUAUCGUCGGUGUGGUACAACGGCAACCCAUGCAACAAGCACUUGAUGGACCUGUCGAACAUUGUGAAGAAAGGAGUGGCGGACUCCGGGAUGGUGCCGAUGCAGUUCAACACGAUCGGGGUAUCGGACGCGAUUUCGAUGGGGACGACGGGGAUGCGAUACAGUCUGCAGUCGCGGGAGAUUAUAGCAGACUCGAUCGAGACGGUGAUGCAGGGCCAAUGGUACGACGCCAACAUCUCGAUUCCUGGCUGUGACAAGAACAUGCCGGGCGUGCUGAUGGCCAUGGGGCGGGUCAACCGGCCGUCGAUCAUGGUGUACGGAGGGUCGAUCGCGCCCGGGUGCGCGCGAACGCAAAACAACGCGCCCAUCGACAUUGUCUCGGCGUUCCAGGCGUACGGCCAAUUCAUUUCGGGCGACAUCAACGAGGAACAGCGGUUCGACAUCAUCCGGCACGCUUGCCCCGGCAGCGGCGCCUGCGGCGGCAUGUACACGGCCAACACGAUGGCGUCGGCGAUCGAGACGCUGGGCAUGACGCUCCCGGGCAGCUCGUCGAACCCGGCGGAAUCGCGAGAAAAGCAAUUGGAGUGCUUGGCGGCAGGCGGCGCCAUGAGAAACCUGUUGAAACUGGACCUGAAGCCGCGCGACAUCAUGACCCGGCAGGCCUUCGAAGACGCCAUGGUGCUGGUCAUGAUCACGGGCGGCUCGACCAACGCGGUGCUGCAUCUCAUUGCCAUUGCCGACAGCGUCGGCAUCAAACUGACCAUCGACGACUUCCAGGCCGUCAGCGACAAGACUCCCUUUUUAUCCGAUCUCAAGCCCUCUGGCAAGUUUGUGUUUAACGAUUUGCACCGCAUCGGCGGCAUCCCUGCCUUGCUCAAGUUUUUGAUCAAAGAAGGUGUCGUCAAGGGCGACGGCAUGACGGUCACGGGCCAAACGCUCAAGAAAAACGUCGAGGCCUUCCCCGACCUGCCCUCCGACCAGACCAUCAUCAAGCCCUUUUCCAACCCGAUCAAGAAAACCGGCCACAUCCAGAUCCUGCGCGGCAGCCUCGCCCCCGGCGGCAGUGUCGGCAAGAUCACGGGUAAAGAAGGGUUGAGGUUUGUCGGCAAGGCCAAGGUCUACGACGCCGAGGAUUUGUUCAUCGAGGCUCUCGAGCGCGGCGAGAUCAAAAAGGGCGAGAAAACCGUCGUGGUCAUCCGCUACGAAGGACCCAAGGGCGGGCCUGGCAUGCCCGAGAUGUUGAAGCCCAGUUCGGCCAUCAUGGGUGCUGGCCUCGGUCAAGAUGUCGCCCUGAUUACGGAUGGCCGCUUUUCGGGCGGUUCCCACGGCUUUUUGAUCGGCCACAUCGUCCCCGAAGCCAUGGAAGGUGGUCCUAUCGGUCUGGUCCGUGACGGCGACGAGAUCGUCAUUGAUGCCGAGUCCCGGAAACUCGAUCUGCUCGUCGACGAGAAGACUCUUGUCCAGCGGCGCAAGGAAUGGAACAAAAACAAACCCCAACCCCGCUACAGACGCGGCGUGCUGGCUAAAUAUGCCAAACUCGUCAGCGACGCCAGUCAAGGUUGCAUUACUGAUAAGGAAGAUGUGGUGGAUAUUCACGCUUAAGCCCCCUGCAAAAAUGGAAUGGAAUUGCAAAACAGUGCGACCUUAACACUAGUUCGGAUGUUUUCUUCUUUUUGCUUUUCCAUAAAAGCUACGGCACCGCGCACCCAGCUAGGUCCUCUGGGAGGAGAAUUUUUUGGGAGAUGGUUAUUGUGUCGUUCAGGUUGUUACCGUGGCAGUUCGAGCUUGUAACGUAACGGUGGUUUUUCUGUAAGGGUUAAAAGUAGGGACCUGGGUAGUACCUUGAGUACCUACGUAUCUAGCUAGGUAUAUAUAUUGCAUCUGUUCAGCUCGGCCAGGUUCGAGUCGGACAAGGACAAGGAAAAGCUACAUGUAUCAAAGGGAAAUCAAAACACCAGGUGAUCUCUCUGUUCCCCCUGUCAAUGAAUGCAUGCCAUCGGUCAACAAACGCAAUGAAUUUAGGCGCAUUACAAAAAGUGUGCGAUUGGAAUUAUACACAUAAAGAAAAAAAGGCGACUUAGGCUUCAAUUACGUACACUGGAGUUGAGUUAUGAGAAAUGUGACUGGCACGAACAGAAACGCCCCCGAAUGCAGAAUCUCAUAUCACUCCCCAGUCGAGGUAACGUAUGUCAGAAAG
Molecule: messenger RNA, 2707 nt
Organism: Exophiala dermatitidis NIH/UT8656
Lineage: Eukaryota; Fungi; Ascomycota; Eurotiomycetes; Chaetothyriales; Herpotrichiellaceae
Product: dihydroxy-acid dehydratase, mitochondrial
Exons: 2
Coding region: 259-2112 (617 amino acids)
Biological process (GO): branched-chain amino acid biosynthetic process
Cellular component (GO): mitochondrion
Molecular function (GO): dihydroxy-acid dehydratase activity
Source: RefSeq, a predicted model, not a curated record